Molecule: messenger RNA, 2327 nt
Organism: Patiria miniata (bat star)
Lineage: Eukaryota; Metazoa; Echinodermata; Asteroidea; Valvatida; Asterinidae
Product: peroxisomal 2,4-dienoyl-CoA reductase-like
Exons: 9
Coding region: 233-1135 (300 amino acids)
Biological process (GO): fatty acid catabolic process
Molecular function (GO): 2,4-dienoyl-CoA reductase (NADPH) activity
Source: RefSeq, a predicted model, not a curated record
UGUUCAGGAAGUGAUAAGUCCGCUGCAUUCCUGCAGUACCAGGCCAGCCGGUCGGCCGGCUGGUGGUACGUAUCGGUAUGAUCAGUGAUCCGUGCCCGGCCCCUGCGCCGCGGGUCAUGAGGUCGAAGUACAUCCUUUGUAUCUAGCUGCCAACAUAAGAGCUUGUCAAUUUAGGUAGUGUGAGCUGAUAUUAAGCAGAGAUUAGUGGUUCCCACAUUAAUACACCAUAUAAAUGUUGGGGAAAAUGGCCGGUACCAAAGCCAGCGACUUUGAUUUCGAUGUUUGCAUGCCGACGUAUGACUAUGUUUUUCAACCUGAUGUGUUGAGAAACAAGGUUGCUUUCAUCACAGGUGGUGGAUCAGGGAUCUGUUUCACCAUUGCUGAAGUUUUCAUGAGGCACAAGUGCCAAACCGUCAUUGCAAGCAGGAAUCUUCAGCGGGUUCAAGUGGCUGCUAAAAAACUGGAAGAAGCUACUGGCGUGCAAUGUCUGGCACUGCAGCUCGAUGUCAGGAAGCCUCAAGAUGUGAUGCGAGGUGUAGACGCAGCAGUGGACCACUUUGGACAGAUUGACAUUCUUGUCAAUGGUGCUGCAGGGAAUUUCCUCGUCCCUGCCAGCGGCCUGUCCUACAACGGCUUCAAGACAGUGAUGGAGAUUGACACUAUGGGAACGUACAACACCUCCAAGGCUGUCUACGAUAAGUACAUGAGUAAACAUGGCGGUGUUAUUAUAAACAUCAGCGCGACACUCGCCUACAGGGGUCAGCUCUUUCAGUUACAUGCAGCGGCUGCCAAGGCAGCUGUUGACUCCAUGACGAAGACACUGUGCAAUGAGUGGGGACCUCAGGGCAUCCGUGUGGUGGGCAUAGCUCCAGGACCUAUUGCUGAUACCGAGGGCAUGAGAAGGCUGGGUGGUGGUGCAAUGGGCAAGCAAGGGUUGGACCAGCUAGCACAGAACCUUCCCCUUCAGCGGGUGGGAACGAAACGCGACAUUGCCGAAUGCGCCGUCUUUGUGGCCAGCCCAGCCGCCAGCUACAUCUCGGGGCAUACCAUGGUCGUGGACGGGGGGAGCUGGAUGACUGACGACAACAAUCUCGAGGCUAUGGGGAAAAGAUUUAUGGCUAGUGCCAAAUUGUAAAACUGAUCCUGAGAAUUAAAAUCCCACAGUACUAUAAAAUUCCCUGUACUGGGGUCUCGGAUAGAUUUUAAAGAUGGCUGAAUAAAAAUGUGGAAUGAACGGACGAUUUGAACAAAAUUUGGACUUAUAAAGUUUGAAAGAUAAGAAUCGUUUUGAUGUAUUACUACUUUGAAUAAGGCAGGAUUUGAAUGUCAAUCAUUAAAACACUGAAAAUUAUAUUGUACUUAAGAAGGUUUUGAGUGAGUCUACAUAUGGCAAUUCUUAGCUGAGGGUGACUACAGGACUGAUAAUUGAAAAAUCAAUCAGUCAUAACAUGAAGGCUUGGAAGUUUUCACAUGUGUGAUGUGGUAUGUCAAAAUCAGGCAGAAUUAUGGGCAGAGCUGCAGAAUGACAUGGGGGUGAUUUUCAGCGAUUUUGAGAUUUUCUAUAAAUUUGUGAUGCUACUACUGUUUAAAAUGUUCUGUGAAAGUUUCAAAGUAAAAUUUAGACAGUGUUUUUUAAAACACCUUCAGGGAGGCAUGUCAUGCCACAAAAUGAUGCUUUGUUCAAGGCUUUGUUCUGAAAAUGAUGCAAAAUUAGCGUGACAUUUCGAGAAGUUCAAUUUUAAAAUGUAAUAACGUUGCUUUGGAAUAUCCAAUUUAAAAAAACAAAGCCGCGUUUGAAAGAGCAUGGUCUAUAUUUUACUGAUAUUGCAAUAACUCAAAUUGACUUCUUGCCCAAAAGUGCCUGAUUUUGACGUACCACGUCUCAUAUCUUAAAAUGCACUAAUUAAGAAUUUGAAUUAUUGUUUUUUAUUGGAAAGGCUAUUUACAUAUAGUCAUUUGCAUCUUGGAAUGACAAAGUGGAAUAUCAUUUGAAGCUGAUGUAUUUAAAUUUAUUUUUUUAUAAAUUAAACCAUAAUAUGUAUAUUGGAUAAAUUAAGUAUGAACAUUAUUCAGGUCUAGAUAAAUGAUUACUGAAUUGCCGAAUUGUUUUUCUAACUCUGAGAAAUCGUACUGAGACUGUCUGCAUCAAAAAAUUGCAUCAUUUUAUAAAUGAUAUUUUAUAAAUUUGCAGAUUUGGCUCAUUUAAAUAUAUCUUUUAAGUUUGUUUUUAUAAAUGUACUAUUUGAACAUUCCAAUGAAACGUGUGUAUAUUUGGGGUCAGUAAAUUUGAAUCUUUUUUUUUGUUAGCAGUAGAAGUAGUCUGAGUA